Adelges cooleyi (spruce gall adelgid) is the source of this 1479-nucleotide messenger RNA. RefSeq lists its product as uncharacterized. The record is from RefSeq and is a predicted model, not a curated record. NCBI's taxonomy places the organism in Eukaryota, Metazoa, Arthropoda, Insecta, Hemiptera, Adelgidae. Bases 70 to 1110 code for a protein of 346 amino acids. The transcript has 9 exons.
UGCGUAUUCAGACGUUAGUAACAAAGACUUGUUUCUAGCUGAACUCCAAGUGUUAGUAAAAACCCCAUCAUGCAUUUCAAAAGUGCUGUUAUCUUUUGCACGCUGUACUUCGUGACUGUGACACAGAGCUUUGGAAUCGAUAUCAGUCAUAUUGGACAUAUAAAUUUUUUGUUCAGAGAAAAAGAUAUACAACACUUUCCUCGUGUCUACAAAUCUUCGAUUAAUUUCAGCCAAAAUUUUUUUCUUUUGGCAAAACAAAACGAAAAACCUAUAAAAAAAGUUACCAUGGAAGAUAUUGAGGAAUUGGCGAAAUAUUUUGGCAUUACAGAUUGUUCAGGUUUUAAAUACAAUGAAGAUCUAUCCCACGAUCAAUUAGUACAAGAACUUUUGUUAUUUUUGGCCUAUUACGAUAAGCAUAUCGAUCACAUGAUACAAGUUCCAAGUUUAACGUCUUAUGAAGUCAGCAUUUAUGUAGGCCUGUAUAAGCAAUUCGAUAACGUUAAGCCACUCGACGAUAGACUUCGCGUGAUCAUUAGAUCUUUAAAUCUAAAAGUGCCCGAAAAAAUAAAUUUAGAAGACAAUGUUUUGGACAUAGUAGACAAAGAUGUCGGUGUAUUUAACGCCUCGGUGUUUUUGAAAGGCAUUUUGAACAUAAAACCACGAGGCAGAGGUCUAGAUUUGAAUCAGGUUCAGUUCCUAAUGAAUUUAUAUAAAGAUCACAAAACAGAUGGCAACCACAUUGAACCUGGGGAAAUAACAAAGUUAUUCAAAAAGUUUUCUAUAGUUACAGAAGACCAGGACAAACUUUUGGUUUUUCCGUCCAUCCGAUUUGCUGCUUUGGAGUUGCAAGAGAUAAUGAUUGUUACAGCUAAAUACGACAAAGAGUUCGACAUAAAUGCUAAAGUUAUAUGGACCAUGGAAAAAGUCAGAUUCAUAUUGAUUGAUUUUUCUAAACUUGACAACAACCACAAUGGUUUACUCGGAGAAGCCGAAUUUACAGGAUGUAUAAAAAAUCAUAACACUGUUGUUGCGGAUUUCGAUUACGAUGAUGACAAACAUAUAAAUAUUGCAGAGUUCUUCAUGGUUCACUUCCGAAUAUUUAAAGAUUAAUCAACUUAAAAUGACACAAACUGAUAUAUUAAAAGAGCUUUCAAUCCUUAUUUUGAGUGUGCUUUAAUAAUGAGAAAUAAAUUUGAUUCUAUAAUGUAUUCUUCUAAGACUGUGCCACUUUACACAUAUUUACCUAUUUUAAUGCUUCAAUGAAUGUAUGGCGGUAUUAAUCCGGAUUCAUAAUAUGGUAGGAUCUAAAUUUUAAAAGAAAUAUCACUUUCACUCACUUUGUAUUCAGUCCUUUUAAUAGUAAGGUUAACAUUACUAAGAUUACCUAUUGUACCCAGAUCAUCAGGUUAUUGUUUAUUGUUGAAUUAAUGGUUUCAUGACUUUUAUAAUAUAUAAAUGUAAUAAUAAUAAUAUAUAAUA